This is a messenger RNA of Lotus japonicus, 708 nucleotides long. RefSeq lists its product as uncharacterized. Bases 1 to 708 code for a protein of 235 amino acids. Lineage: Eukaryota; Viridiplantae; Streptophyta; Magnoliopsida; Fabales; Fabaceae. The record is from RefSeq and is a predicted model, not a curated record. The transcript is spliced from 2 exons.
AUGCUCGAUGAGCUUACAGUGGAUGAUAUCACAUGGACCCCUUUUGAGGACCAUCGAGAUGUUCGACCACGGGAUCCCAGGGCCCUCUAUUCCGGCUACAUCAGGACACCUUACGGACGGUCUGUGAGCCGACAUCUACCAGAGCAGGUUAUGCGCCAGUUUGGCUUCAUACAGGACAUCCCUCGACACCCCUCUGAGAUCCAGACGACGGGGUCCCUUGCUGAGACCACAGAUGCUGCCUAUGCUGAGUUUGAGCCGCACCUCCGCCCUCAGGGGAUACCUGCUACAUAUCCGGGAGAGGCGGUGGAGGGUUACAUGAGGUGGUAUAGCAGAGUGUCCCAUGUGUUCAUCAUCCCUGAGGAUAGGAGGGAGGAGCUUAGUGCCGUGUCUGCCAUACGUAGGGGUGUGGAGUUGUUGGAGCAGUCCCUGGAGGUGCCAGGUGCUCUUGCUCCAGGGACACAGCCCCGAAUCCUCACGGAGAGGGCGCUCGAUCUCUUUCGACGGAGUUCCUUCGUUGGUACCCAGGGAGUUGCCUUUUCUGCUAUUCGAGGAGCCGCAGCUGCGGGAGGCAGAGCUCGUGGAGGCAGACCCCGUGGAGGCGGAGCUCGUGGAGGCAGAGCUCGUGGAGAGGGUGAUCCUGGAGAGGGUGUUCGUGGAGGUCGAGCGCGUGGACCCAGAGGUCGCAGGGGGCGGGGUCGGGGAGAGUGA